UAGAUACAGUCUGUUUUGCACUUCAUCUAAUAUCGAAAUAUAAGAACAAAACACUGUGAAAGUAUCUUGAAUAUUUGUUAAAAUCAGGGUGCUUAUCUCUUUGCAAUGGUAUUAUUCUACAUUAAAUGCAUGUCGAUUCCAUCGUGACUUCCAACAACCGUUCGAAACUCGAAAAGUGUCGUUUUGCAUUGUAUUUGUGGUAAUUGAAUGCCUGGUACCAUCACCUUGCACUCACCAUUGUUGAUCGGCGAAAGUACGAAAGCUGUAGAGCUUUGAACUUGAAAUCCUAUUUACGAUAUGAGUAACUAAAGUUUAAAUGAUUUGUUAUGAAUAACAUUGUGUUACGUGUCAAUUCAUCGUGGAUAAUAAAUUCAUCACACUAGCGGUACGUUGUGGUUGGCAAAUCUCAAGUGCAAACAUCGUAUUACACCCACCCGCGGUUUGGUAGCAAUCAAUCUGGAUUGUGCAUACAAUGCAUGGUAUCAAUAAAUCAUUUGCCAAGCUCGCUAGUUGAUAAACCAGUUUACCAGUCCGGAUCAACGCACCCUUAGCUGCGUAGUGCACUUUAGUCUGCAACGGUAUGGAAAAAUUUCCUUUGAAGGGAACAAAUCAUUCCACAUCAUCAACGGUCGUCGGUACCCAUCCACUGAGCGCCGAUCAUCCCUCAUAUCAGGCAUUUGGACGGAAGACUAAAUCGCCAACUAAUGAGAAGAAUUUUCUAAACACAACAUCCCUGACGGUAACAUCGGACGACGAAAUGAUUGACAUUACGCCAAAUAAUGUAAGCAACCCAAAUUAUCAGUACCAUUCGGCGUCGAACGGUGCCCAACGUGAGGACGGCGUCGGUGGGAAUAGUGCAAACACCACAGGCAGUAGUGCGACAGGAGGUUUACACGCCACUGGUGAUAACGGUAUACGGACAUCACCCUCGCACGCCAGAUUUGGGCGAGAUUUUCACACGGAUCAUGAAGAUUCUGUUGCGGUAUCGUUUUCGGGUAUCGUAGAAGGAAUUUCGUUUCCCGGAAUGACAGACACCAGCGAUGAUAUUCCUGGCAUUGGUCAGUACGAGGAUUUCCACACAAUUGAUUGGCAGCGAGAUAUCGCCCGCGAUCGUAUGCGACACAGGUACAUUGUUAAAAAGCGACAGGACUCUUUCUGGGAUCUAGUGAAGGGUGCUCAUGAUGCCUCAUCCGGAUGGGUUUGUGUAUUGUUGGUCGGGCUGUUUACAGGAUGUGUGGCCGGCGUGAUAGAUAUCGGUGCCAGUUGGAUGACAGAUUUGAAGUUCGGAAUUUGCCCACAGGCGUUCUGGUUGAACCGGGAACAGUGCUGCUGGUCAUCUAAUGAGACAAGUUUUGUCAGUGGUAACUGUUCGCAGUGGCAUACGUGGGCGGAAAUCAUCACCUCCUCACGCGAGGGCGUCGGUGCCUACAUCAUAUCAUACUUUUUAUACAUCGCCUGGGCAUUGCUAUUUGCGCUGCUGGCAGCAUCCUUGGUGCGGAUGUUCGCACCGUACGCCUGUGGGUCUGGUAUACCGGAAAUUAAAACUAUACUGUCCGGAUUCAUUAUACGCAGCUAUUUGGGCAAAUGGACAUUGAUUAUCAAGUCGGUUGGUCUGAUAUUGGCCGUGUCGACAGGGCUCAGUCUGGGAAAGGAAGGCCCAAUGGUACACAUAGCAAGUUGUAUAGGAAAUAUACUGUCGUAUUUGUUCCCAAAGUACGGUCGCAAUGAAGCUAAGAAACGUGAGAUACUGUCGGCAGCGGCCGCGGCAGGAGUAUCGGUAGCUUUCGGCGCACCAAUCGGAGGUGUUUUGUUCAGUUUGGAGGAGGUUUCUUAUUAUUUCCCGCUGAAAACAUUAUGGAGAUCUUUCUUUUGUGCACUGAUCGCAGCCUUUAUUUUGCGUUCCAUCAAUCCAUUUGGAAACGAGCACUCAGUGCUGUUUUACGUUGAGUACAACAAACCAUGGAUCUUUUUCGAGUUGGUGCCUUUCAUUGGUCUGGGAAUUAUUGGAGGCGUGAUAGCAACAUUAUUCAUCAAAGCGAAUCUCUGGUGGUGUCGCUUCCGCAAGCAUAGCAAACUAGGACAAUACCCAGUAACCGAGGUUCUGGUAGUCACGUUCAUCACCGCCGUUAUUGCAUACCCCAAUCAUUACACUCGCAUGAAUACGAGCGAGUUGAUCUAUUUACUUUUCAGUCAGUGUGGAAUUUCCAACAGCGAUUAUUUGUGCGAUUACAAUCGUAACUUCACUGACGUCAAGUCGGCUAUUGAAAUUGCUGCCGCCGGCCCGGGAGUGUAUAAAGCAAUUUGGCUGCUAACGUUGGCGCUAGCGAUGAAGCUGGUAAUGACGAUAUUCACCUUCGGCAUGAAGGUUCCAUGUGGACUUUUCAUUCCGUCAUUGGCGCUGGGUGCUAUCAUGGGUCGUAUCGUUGGAAUUGGAAUGGAGCAAUUAGCAUAUCAUUAUCCAAAGAUUUGGAUUUUCUCUGGAGAGUGCUCAACAGGUGAUGAUUGUAUCACACCAGGAUUGUACGCUAUGGUCGGCGCUGCUGCUGUGUUGGGUGGUGUGACGAGAAUGACAGUGUCACUAGUUGUAAUCAUGUUCGAGUUGACUGGAGGCGUGCGGUAUAUAGUACCUCUCAUGGCGGCCGCUAUGGCGUCGAAAUGGGUGGGUGAUGCGUUGGGAAGACAGGGCAUUUAUGACGCUCACAUAGCACUCAAUGGCUAUCCGUUCUUGGACAGUAAAGACGAAUUCCAACACACGACAUUGGCUGCCGAUGUAAUGCAACCGAAACGCAAUGAUACUUUAUCCGUGAUUACCCAGGACUCGAUGACAGUGGAUGAUAUCGAGACCCUGUUGAAAGAGACUGAACACAACGGCUAUCCGGUGGUUGUGUCGAAAGAGAAUCAAUACCUUGUCGGGUUUGUGUUAAGGAGGAAUCUCAAUCUCGCUAUAGCGAACGCACGGCGCUCGAUCGACGGCAUAACAGGACAAUCGCUGGCAAUAUUCACGUCGGCCGAGCCGGUGCAAAGUCUGGGUCCAUCGCCUUUGAAACUGAAAAAAAUUCUCGACAUGGCCCCCAUCACAGUGACGGAUCAAACGCCGAUGGAAACAGUCGUUGACAUGUUUAGGAAGCUUGGUCUACGGCAAACACUUGUGACACACAAUGGUCGCUUACUGGGCGUCAUCACCAAAAAGGAUGUGUUGCGGCACGUUAAACAGAUGGACAAUGAAGAUCCAAAUACUGUCCUCUUCAAUUAGAGAAGUUAACUUCCGUUUAUUCUCUGACCCUAUACUACUUAAACAGGAGUAACUUUUGGUUCCACACAGUUGGAUUAUGUUUAUUAUCCAUUCUUCCUUCAGCCUUAGCGCUACCCCUACAAUAAUUCGAAUGAAAAGUGUGACGAUCUAUCGUUUAACUAUACAGGCAAUACAUAUCUUGUUCCAUUACAGAUGUUGAUAUUUUAUGUUUACAACCAAAUAGAUCUCUGUGGUGUAAGAGAGCUAUGAAUGUGUAUGUGUAUGUGUAUGUGCAGGGUAGUCCUUGGAGAUUUGACUACGAAUUUAUCACCCAUAGUAACAGAGAUUAGUACUUUGAAGGACGCAAAAAAUGUGUUUGAGUGGCCCUCUGUACACGUAGCUAUUCGAAUGAUAUUACAUCAUCCCUAUGUGUUAUCAUAGAAAAUGGUUUUAGCGAUAACAUAUUUUGUGGCUCAUCGGAAACCGGUAAGUGAUCAGAGCCGUUUCGUUUUGUUUCGAGUGACAUACGAUCAUAGCUCACUUACAUCCAACGAUCACAAGCAGCAUAUUAAAUAUAUAUUUCGUUAUUGUAUUCAUAGCAUACUCUAGCGGCGAAUUUUCAACGAGAUUUAGCCAGUUUAUAUAAGCUGCAUAUUAUUACCUAUUGAACAAAACAGGCUGUAGAAAAAUAACACUAGAAAAUUUUUAUACACGAUUAGCUUAUAUAUUUCUGUUGUUAAUGUGUUGAAAAAACCCCCCCCUCCGAUUUGGCUACGAAUUUUUAUCGACGUACAAUAUGUAAAAAAAUAAGAUUUUUCUAAAUGGUCGAUAAUGUGAUUGUUUGUACCCUUGAUCUAUUGAAAUCAGCCAAGUCAAUAUAGGAUACAGAAAUAAUAAAGUUGUAUAUUUAUGUAAUAAAAAUA
This is a messenger RNA of Toxorhynchites rutilus septentrionalis, 4155 nucleotides long. It is a transcript of the gene ClC-c, whose product is annotated as H(+)/Cl(-) exchange transporter 5. The record is from RefSeq and is a predicted model, not a curated record. Gene Ontology annotation, biological process: chloride transport; transmembrane transport. Gene Ontology annotation, cellular component: Golgi apparatus; membrane; early endosome. The transcript is spliced from 13 exons. Bases 581 to 3253 code for a protein of 890 amino acids. Lineage: Eukaryota; Metazoa; Arthropoda; Insecta; Diptera; Culicidae. Gene Ontology annotation, molecular function: voltage-gated chloride channel activity.